This is a messenger RNA of Doryrhamphus excisus (bluestripe pipefish), 1349 nucleotides long. RefSeq names its product alanine--glyoxylate and serine--pyruvate aminotransferase a (gene agxta). Gene Ontology annotation, molecular function: L-alanine:glyoxylate transaminase activity; L-serine:pyruvate transaminase activity. The record is from RefSeq and is a predicted model, not a curated record. Lineage: Eukaryota; Metazoa; Chordata; Actinopteri; Syngnathiformes; Syngnathidae. Gene Ontology annotation, cellular component: peroxisome.
ACAUUAGCCAAACAAGUCUGGGACACAGACCAUCCUGACCCGAAGACCUCCUCUGGUGCGCUCACCUAGGCUGCUCGCCGUGCGGGAAACAUGUCCUCUCUGUCCGUGCCGCCACCCGAAUGUCUGCGGAGACCGCUGGCCGUUCCUCAUCGGCACAUGUUUGGACCGGGACCGUCGAAUGUUCCUCCACGCAUCCUGCAGGCCGGAGCCAAUCCAGUCAUCGGUCACAUGCAUCCGGAGACAUUUGAAAUAAUGGCUGACAUCAGGAGCGGGAUCCAGUACAUGUUCCAGACUCAGAACCCCAUGACGUUAGCGGUGAGCGGCACGGGCCACACCGCCAUGGAGUGUGCCAUCUUCAACGCCGUGGAGGCCGGAGAUUGCGUGCUGGCGGCGGUCAACGGCAUUUGGGGAGAGCGGGCGGCGGAUAUGGCCGAGAGGAUAGGUGCCAGGGUAAAUACCAUUGUGGCGCCCCCUGGUGGAUUUUUCACAAAUGCAGAAAUAGAGCAGGCGUUAUCCAAACACAGGCCUGUGCUGUUUUUCCUGGCACACGGAGAGUCAUCCACUGGAGUCCUGCAUCCUUUGGACGGCAUCGGACAGCUGUGUCAAAAGUACGGAUGCUUAUUCCUGGUGGAUUCAGUGGCGUCGAUAGGAGGAGCUCCCGUUUACAUGGACCAGCAAGGGAUCGACAUCCUGUACACGGGUUCUCAGAAGGUUCUGAACGCCCCGCCAGGAACGGCGCCCAUCUCCUUCAGUGAGAGAGCAUGCCAGAAAAUAUUCAACCGCAGAUCAAAGCCUGUGUCGUUCUUCUUGGACCUGAGCUGGCUAGCAAACUACUGGGGGUGCGACGGCAAACCCACCAGAGUGUACCACCACACGGGCCCCGUCUCUGCUUUCUACUCCCUGAGGGAGGGCCUGGCUGUCUUGGUGGAGGAGGGUCUGCAAAGUUCCUGGGAAAGACACAGGAAAGUGGCAGAGUACUUCCAUGCCGGCUUGGAGCGAAUGGGUCUCAAGCUUUUCGUCAAAGACAAGACCACAAGGCUGCCGACUGUUACAACAAUCGUCGCUCCGCACGGAUACGACUGGAAGGAGAUCACAGCCUACGUUAUGAAAACUCACAAUUUAGAAAUUUCCGGGGGUCUCGGACCGUCUGUCGGCAUGGUGCUGCGUGUGGGACUGAUGGGAUGCAACAGCAGCCAGACCAAUGUCGACAUGGUGCUGGCGGCCCUGAAGGAUGCUCUGACACACUGCCACAAGAGCAAAGUGUGACGCUUCUAUCCUCAGCCUGAAUACAGUGAGAGAGAAAAUGCUGUUUAGUCAUUACUGGAAUAAAUCCUGGGCAGCAAAUUCAA